This is a messenger RNA of Condylura cristata (star-nosed mole), 771 nucleotides long. It is a transcript of the gene CTSZ, whose product is annotated as cathepsin Z. Gene Ontology annotation, molecular function: cysteine-type endopeptidase activity. The record is from RefSeq and is a predicted model, not a curated record. Gene Ontology annotation, cellular component: lysosome. Lineage: Eukaryota; Metazoa; Chordata; Mammalia; Eulipotyphla; Talpidae. The annotation marks the transcript as partial. The transcript has 4 exons.
AUGCCCGCCUGGGCCCUGCCCGGGGUGGGGCGCAGGGUGGGCCAGGGGAGGGGCGCCCGGGGCGGCGGGGCGCUGACCGAGGCGUUUCUUCGCAGGACGUACCCCCGGCCCCACGAGUACCUGUCCCCCUCCGACCUGCCCAAGAGCUGGGACUGGCGCAAUGUGGACGGGGUCAACUACGCCAGUGUCACGAGGAACCAGCACAUCCCCCAGUACUGCGGCUCCUGCUGGGCGCACGGCAGCACCAGCGCCCUGGCGGGUAGGUGGCCCCGGCGCCCGCGUGCCGCCGGGCCUCGCCUCUGCCCAGGCAGCGGGGACCAAGCCAGAAACCAGCGCCCAGCCCUGCCCCUGGGGCAGUGUGACAAGUUCAACCAGUGUGGCACGUGCACCGAGUUCAAGGAGUGCCACGCCAUCCAGAACUACACCCUGUGGAAGGUGGGCGACUACGGCUCGCUGUCCGGGAGGGAGAAGAUGAUGGCCGAGAUCUACGCCAACGGCCCCAUCAGCUGCGGCAUAAUGGCGACGGAGCAGAUGGACAAGUACCGGGGCGGCAUCUACGCCGAGUACGCCGCGAUGGCCACCAUCAACCACGUGGUCUCCGUGGCCGGCUGGGGUGUCAGCAACGGCACCGAGUACUGGAUUGUGCGCAACUCGUGGGGUGAACCAUGGGGCGAGCGCGGCUGGAUGCGGAUCGUGACCAGCACCUACAAAGGCGGCCAGGGGGACGACUACAACCUGGCUCUGGAGCAGCACUGCACCUUCGGGGACCCC